AUGGAGAACCGGCGCCUGCCCUCCUACGGCCGCCUCUUCGGCCCCUCGGUGCCCGGGUACCGGGCGCUCCCCGGCAGCCCCCUGGGCCGGCUCCGGGCCCCCCGCAGCCCCCAGCUGAGCCCCCGACCGGGCUCGGCCAGAGUGGACUUCGCGCUGGCCGCGGCGCUCAACUCCGAGUUCAGGGAGACGCGCAGCAGCGAGAAGGUGGAGAUGAUGGAGCUCAACGACCGCUUCGCCAGCUACAUCGAGAAGGUGCGGCUGCUGGAGCAGCAGAACAAGGCGCUGCUGCUGGAGCUGAGCCAGGAGCGGCAGCGGGAGCCCUCGCGGGCUGACAUCUACCGGGAGGAGCUGCGGGAGCUGCGGCGCCGCGGGGAGCACCUGGCCACCGCCAAGGCCCGACUGGAGAUGGAGAGGGACAACCUGGCCGAGGAGCUCGGCAGCCUCCAGCAGAAGCUGCAGGACGAGGUGACCCUGAGGCUGGAGGCUGAAAGUAACCUGGCUGCCUACAGGCAGGACAUGGACAAUGCUGCCCUGGCUCGCCUGGACCUGGAGCGGCGCGUGGGGACCCUGCAGGACGAGAUCGCCUUCCUCCACAAGGUCCACGAGGAGGAGCUGCGAGAGCUGCAGGAGCAGCUGGCCCAGCAGCGGGUGCACGUUGAGGUGGACGCGAGCAAGCCGGACCUGGCGGCCGCCCUGCGCCACAUCCGCAGCCAGUACGAGGCCAUGGCCACCAGCAAUGCCCAGGAGACCGAGCAGUGGUACAAGUCCAAGUUCGCAGACCUGACGGACGCGGCCGCCCGGCACGCCGAGGCCCUGAGGGUGGCCAGGCAGGAGGCCAACGAGUACCGGCGCCAGCUCCAGGCCCUCACCUGUGACCUGGAGGCUCUGCGGGGCUCGAAUGAGUCCCUGGAGAGGCAGCUGCGGGAGCUGGAGCAGCGCUAUGCCCUGGAGACGGGCAGCUACCAGGACACGGUGGGGCAGCUGGAGGGGGACAUCCACAGCCUCAAGGAGGAGAUGGCCCUGCACCUGCAGGACUACCAGGACCUGCUAAACGUCAAGCUGGCCCUCGACAUGGAGAUCACCGCGUACCGCAAGCUGCUGGAGGGAGAGGAGAGCAGGAUCACCAUCCCUGUGCAGAGCUUCUCCAGGCUGCAGAUCCGAGAGACCAGCCUGGACACCAAAUCUGUGUCAGAAGCUCACGUGAAGAGAAGCAUCGUGGUCAAAACUGUGGAGACCCGAGAUGGAGAGGUGCUGAAGGAGCCCAAGCAGGAGCCCAAGGAGGUGCCGUAGCGCGGGGAGCCGCAGCAGCCGCAGCUCCCGCGGGAGCCCCGGGCCGAGCACCGG
Serinus canaria (Common canary) is the source of this 1344-nucleotide messenger RNA. RefSeq names its product glial fibrillary acidic protein (gene GFAP). Gene Ontology annotation, biological process: intermediate filament organization; regulation of chaperone-mediated autophagy. NCBI's taxonomy places the organism in Eukaryota, Metazoa, Chordata, Aves, Passeriformes, Fringillidae. Gene Ontology annotation, molecular function: structural constituent of cytoskeleton. Bases 1 to 1290 code for a protein of 429 amino acids. Gene Ontology annotation, cellular component: cytoplasm; cell projection; intermediate filament. The transcript has 9 exons. The record is from RefSeq and is a predicted model, not a curated record.